Molecule: messenger RNA, 785 nt
Organism: Poecilia reticulata (guppy)
Lineage: Eukaryota; Metazoa; Chordata; Actinopteri; Cyprinodontiformes; Poeciliidae
Source: RefSeq, a predicted model, not a curated record
AGAUAAAGGAAGCAGCCUGCAGGAAGCUCAGAGGCAUUUCUGCACCGAAACGCUGAAUCCUUCAGAUUCAACACAGGAUUUGACACAACAGAGACGGUAAACAAUCAGAGAUGAGGCUGCUGAACGUCGCUCUCCUCCUYGUUGUUCUUCUCACGGCGACGAUGGAAGCGAAACCGAUUCGCCACAGACACGACGCCGACAUCCCGGACAAGAACCAGCCGCAGCGAUACCUGGCGGAGCUUUCCGAAGGCUCCGAGGAAUCCGAGGAGGAGGAGGAGGAGGAGGAGGAGGAGGAGGGGGAGGAGAAGUCCUCCGAGGAAGAGACUGAGGAAGAGGAGGAGGAAGAGGAAGAGGAAGUAGUGGUGGACGUGACGGAGGCCGCCACCAUCCCGCCUUUGCUGGUCGUGACCACGGAUUCGCUGACGUUCACCUCGGGAGACGGCAGCACGCUGGCGCCGGAGCCGGACACGGCCAACACGGCCGGGCCGGUCAUCAUGGUCCGGGAGACGACGCCGGGGCCGGCGGUCACCGGCGUGACGGCUGACGUCACCACCGCCGGCGUGGUUCCGACGUCACUAAGAGCUACCUCAGACCAAAUGAGGGGAGAUAUCUGAAACUCCGUUAUGUUCGGGGGAGAUCAAAGUGUGGGGCGGGGGCCAUUUGUGGCCCCUGGAAAGAUUGUGUGGGGCCCCUGAUUUAAGUUUGGAUUCUAUUUUUAUUUAGGACAAAAUAAAAUAUUGUGACUUUGAUGGAGUAUUARGACCACGACAAGAAAAUAAAAAAUA